Messenger RNA from Papaver somniferum (opium poppy), 3108 nucleotides. RefSeq lists its product as uncharacterized. The transcript has 3 exons. Gene Ontology annotation, molecular function: catalytic activity. Lineage: Eukaryota; Viridiplantae; Streptophyta; Magnoliopsida; Ranunculales; Papaveraceae. The record is from RefSeq and is a predicted model, not a curated record. Bases 1 to 3108 code for a protein of 1035 amino acids.
AUGACGCAUUGUACAUCUUGGGAUAUUAGGAAGAUUUGUGGAUAUAAGAAUGUAGGCUGGACAAUGCAACAGUCUGUAGGGAGCUCAGGUGGUAUGCUUAUUCUUUGGGAUAAAGACAUGGUAACUAUAACCGACUCUCUUGUUGCGGAGUAUACAAUCUCUGUACUUUGCACAAAUAAAUCAGACAAUUUCCAGUGGGUUCUUACAAGUGUUUAUGGUCCUACCAAUUCUGUGGACAGAAGUGAUUUUUGGAUUGAGCUUGAUACAGUUUGUAGAUAUUGGCCGGAUCUCCCAUGGUGUAUUGGUGGUGAUUUUAAUACAAUUACCAAGUGUUCUGCGAAAAAGAAUUGUGCGAGGAUCACAAGAAGUAUGAAGAAGUUAAAUAAGUUCAUAGUGGAACAUGACCUUAUUGAUUUACCUCUCAAGGGUGCAAGAUACACUUGGUCAAAUGGACAAACAAAUCCAGUUAUGUGUAGACUGGACAGAUUCCUCAUUUCCCCAUCCUUUGAGCAACAAUACCCUUUUGUCACCCAAUUAGCCAAAGCAAGACCAACCUCAGAUCAUAUCCCAAUCCUUUUAGAUAUUUCCGACCCUUCUUGGGGACCUAGUCCUUUUAGGUUUGAGAACAUGUGGUUCAUGGAGAAUGGAUUCCUAAAAUUACUCGAAGAUUGGUGGCUUUCUUUUUGUUUUGCAGCAAGGCGUAGAUACAACAGAAUCAGACAAUUGUACAUCGGGAAUGAGUUGGUGACUGAUAGAGGAAGGUUACAAGAUCAUAUAGUGGAUUAUUACAAAACACUAUUUUCUGAGGAAGAAGUCAUUCGACCCAAUUUAGAUGGAAUUCUGUUUGAUUCCAUUUCUGACGCAGAUGCCACCAUGUUAGAGGAGGAUUUCACAAGGAGGAGGUUAUGCAUGCAAUUAGAGAUUUGGGGAAUGACAAAGCUCCAGGUCCGGAUGGUUUUCCUAUUCUUUUCUUUCAAAAAUGCUGGUAUUUCAUCAAGGAUGAUAUCAUGGGUACGGUGUAUGAAUUCUGCAAUACAGAUUAUUGCUAAGGUUUUAGCUAAUAGGCUGAAGUUUGUUAUGGAUAAAUUGAUUUCUCCUGUCCAAUGUGCUUAUAUUGAAGGCAGACAGAUUAUUGAUGGCACUCUUAUUGCUAAUGAAUUAGUGGAUUCAAGAAUAAGGUCUAAAGAUCCGGGUAUUGUGUGUAAAAUUGAUCUUGAAAAGGCGUUUGAUAGAGUUAACUGGAGAUAUUUAGAGUUUGUUCUUGUUCAGAUGGGUUUUGGCAGGAAAUGGUGCAAUUGGCUAAGAUUUUCUUAUUCAUCUGCUUCUUUUUCGGUUCUUAUUAAUGGGUCUUCCUUUGGAUAUUUCACGAGUUCAAGAGGUGUUAGACAGGGUUGUCCAAUUUCUCCUCUUUUAUUUAUCAUUGCAAUGGAAGGUUUUUCAAGGUUUAUGGAUAGGGCAUCUAGUCAAGGUCUCUUCAGCGGUUUCUCAGUUUCGUCAUCCAGUAUUGUGGUAAAUCAUCUUCAUUAUGCGGAUGACACAAUCUUCUUUUUGGAUAAUAAAAGAGAAGAGCUACAUAACUUGUUUUCUGUUUUACAAUGUUUCGAAUUCAUAGCAGGCCUCAAGAUAAACAAUUUGAAAACACGUCUUAUUGCUGUUGGAGCAGUCCAUAACUUACCAAUGUGGGCAGAAGAACUUGGUUGUUCAGUUGACGUCCUUCCUUUUAUGUAUUUGGGAAUGCCUCUUGGAGCGAAAUGUGGUUCUAUAAGAAUUUGGGAUCCAAUAAUUGAGAAGUUUGAUGCUAGACUUUCAGUCUGGAGGCGGAUUUCUUUAUCGAAGGGGGGGAAAUUAGCUCUCUUGAAGUGUAUUCUUUCUUCUCUGCCAACCUACUAUUUUUCUCUUUUCAAAGCCCCGGUCUCAGUUAUUAAGCUUCUUGAAAAGAAAAUGCGGAAUUUUUUAUGGGAAUUUAAAGAAGGUGCAAAAUUAUCUCACUUAGUUAACUGGGAUAUAGUUUGUGCGAAAAAGGAAAGAGGUGGUCUGGGUGUCUGCAAUCUUAAGCUUAUGAAUACUGCUAUGUUAGCUAAAUGGUGUUGGAGAUUUGGUGUGGAAAAGAACAAGCUUUGGUACAAGAUUAUAGCAGAUAAGUAUGGUACUGAUUAUUCCUAUUGGUUACCGGGUAAGGUUAAUCUCUCUUAUGGGGUGUCUUGUUGGCGAGCUAUAGCCGAUUGUGCUUGCUACAUUAGUGAGAAUUCGACUAUUUUCCUACAUUCAGGUACAAAUAUUUCCUUCUGGAAUGAUUGUUGGAGAGGGCAGCAACCUUUAUCAUGUGUUUGUCCUAAUCUUUUUAAGUUGAUCAGGAACAAGAAUGCUAACGUUGCAGAUAUGAUUUCCAUUGAGGGAAACUGGAAGUUUGACUUCAGGAGAGUUCUUUCAAAUUUUGAAUCUCAAGAGUAUGCUGCUUUACUUACCAUCAUUGGUGACAAUCCACCUAUCCGUGAUGGUCUAUCAGACACUCGUAGGUGGAAGAUUCAUCCCUCUGGAAUUUUUACUAUCAAAUCGUUGUAUUCACAGUUGGUGGCGACUCACGGAAUACCAAACUUCCCUUCUCAUUUCACCUGGCAACAUGAAAUUCCUCCAAAAAUUUGCUUUCUGAUGUGGAGCCUGAUUCAUGGUAAGUUGAACACGAUCGAUAGGCUUCAACAAAAAGGUAUGAAUAUUGAUAACAAUUGUGCUUUAUGUGGAGGAGGAGAGGAAUCUCAGGACCAUAUUUUCUUACAUUGUAAAGUGGCUUAUAAGAUUUGGUGUAGCAUAAUACCAAAUACAGGUUGGUGUUGGGUUGUUCCAGGUUCUAUGAAAACUCUGGCGGAGAUUUGGUUUACUCUCUUUUCUGGUAACUUUGUUUGGAAAUUUAUUCCUUCUGCAAUCAUCAAUUCGAUUUGGAGGGAAAGGAAUUGUAGAAGAUUUGAAGAAAACUAUAUUUACAAAAUAGAUGAUGACCUUAUCUAUGAAACAAAAACUUCUAUCCUAUUAUGGGCAGUGGCUGCGGGGCGCAGAGUUCAUUUGAACUUCUCAUAUACCGUGUCUUCUAAUUGGCAAGCUCUAUUUCUGUAA